Vidua macroura (Pin-tailed whydah) is the source of this 1943-nucleotide messenger RNA. RefSeq names its product serine/threonine-protein kinase par-1-like. Gene Ontology annotation, molecular function: ATP binding; protein serine/threonine kinase activity. Gene Ontology annotation, cellular component: cytoplasm. The transcript has 6 exons. The record is from RefSeq and is a predicted model, not a curated record. Lineage: Eukaryota; Metazoa; Chordata; Aves; Passeriformes; Viduidae. Gene Ontology annotation, biological process: protein autophosphorylation. The coding region runs from base 1 to 1875 and encodes 624 amino acids.
AUGGAGCCGGCAGACACGGAGAGCAAAGAGGAGCAAGCGCCCCAGAGGCUCACGGAGGACGCGAGGAGCCCUUGCGGCUCCCAGGUUCCCCAGGCCUCGGGCGACUCCUCGCAAGCGGCCACGUGCUCCCGCGAGCCCCCUGGGCAGCCCCUGCAGCUGCGGCCCCUGCGUGGCAGUGGCCCAGGAGCUGCAGGAACUGAUGCUGCUGCUCUGGGAUGCCUCCACCCCUCGCAGAGGCUCAGUGAGACCUGUCAGCCUGCAGAAGGUGCAGAGCCCGUGGACAGGUCUCCCAGCUCCCUUGGACUCGCGGACUUCAACAACACGGGCCCAAUCCUGACCAUUGACGUGGCAGGGGAAAGCCCAGAAGUCCAAAUGGGAGCCCAGCCCGAUGCAGGGGAGCCGUCUCAGGAGAAGCUGGCGGAGCAGCAAGCGUCCUGGAGCCGGCAGUGGUCAUCCCACAGCGGCCAGGACGCUGUGCCGGUUGUGCCAGCUGGCGACAGCUCGAGCCUGGUGGUGGAGACCAGCCUCCAGACACCAAGGAGGUUCCUCCAUCUCCAGGAAGCUGCCCCAAGAGAGCCCUCGACUGCCAGGAAGGGCUUUCUAAUAGCAGCUGCUCCUGGGACGCCCCUGUGUGAAGCCUCGGGCUGUAGCCCCGGCCCUCGUCAAGAGGAGAGUCCAGCCCACGAUGCCGGGGACGACGACGGUGCCGCCCUGCCCCGCUGCACUGGAGCUCCUGCAGCCGCCUGUGCGCGCGGCCCUGGCCCAGCUCUGCCGCUCGCCGGCCCGUCGGCCGCCGGGCGGCAGCCACUGCCCGGCGCGCAGCAGGAAGCAGCUGGGCAGCGGUGGCUUCGGCACCGUUUUCUCGGGCAUCCGCCUCCCCGAUGGGAGCCCGGUGAGUGGCCGCGAUGGCCGGGCGUGGGAGGAGGGGCAGCGGUGGGGAGGGGCAAGGCUGGAGCUCAGCCCUGCUCUCUCGAUGGCUUGCAGGUGGCCAUCAAACGUGUGGCCCGGCAGAGCGUCCUGCAGUGGGUCGAGCUGCCCGACGGCACCCGCGUGCCCAUGGAGAUCGUGCUUAUGGAGAAGGUGGGCUCUGACUGCCACAACAUCAUCCAGCUCCUCGACUGGUUUGAGCUGCCUGACAGCUUUGUGCUGGUGAUGGAGCGUCCGGAGGCAUCGCAGGAUCUCCUGCAGUUCCUGCAGGAGCACGAGUUCCUGUGCGAGGAGAUGGCGCGCUGGCUUUUCUACCAGGUGCUGGAGGCCGUGCGGCACUGCACCGCCUGCGGCGUCCUGCACCGGGACAUCAAGCCAGAGAACCUCCUCGUGGUCCCGGAGAGUGGCGACCUGAAGCUCAUCGACUUCGGUUGCGGCACCUUCCUCCAGGAGCAGGUCUUCACGCGGUUUGCCGGAACGCACGCGUACAGCCCGCCCGAGUGGAUCUGCCUUGGCUGCUACCACGGCCAUGGGGCGACCGUCUGGUCCCUGGGCGUACUGCUGUACGUCAUGGUCUGCGGGAGCCUCCCCUUCAGGGACGACCAUGACAUCGUGCUGGGGCAGCUCUUCUUCUGGCAGCAGGUCUCUCCAGGUUGGUACCCGGCCUCAAGAAGGCGGGCUUUGGCAGAUGACGGCGCGCAGCCCGGCGUGGCCCUCGCGCAGCUCCGCGGGACGUCGUUCUGCCCUCAAGGGCCGGCCGCAGGAGGCGGCCCCUGCCAACGGGCUCGGCGUGGCACGGGCGGCCGAAGGAGGCGGCCGUGCCCUGCCGUGCCGCUCUCCCGCGCAGGGCAGAGUCGGUCGGGAGGCCGGCGCAGCCCUGAGCACACGCGGCGCGGCCCGGGCCCUGCAGGCGACGGGGGCAGCUGGGCAGGAGACUUCUGUCAGUGACCGGCGCUUUCUGGCUUCUCUCCCCAGAGUGCCAACAUCUGAUCCAGUGGUGUUUGGCCAAGCACCCU